GUGUCUUAUGCCACCCCAAGUGACUACUACCAACUGACAUUGUGUGAGCAAAUGCAAACAUAAACCCAAUUCCCUCUGCAAUUUUUUCUUCUUCUUCUUCUCAUGGCUCCGAAACGACGUCCUAAGAAAGGCGAGUCGCGAAUGGAGGCAGCACUCGACGCCAUGAAACCCUACGGCUUCCCCAACAGACUCGUCCGAACUGCCGUUAAUAGCCUCCUCAAAGUUUACGGUGGCAACAAAGGCUGGGUCUUCAUCGAAGAAUCCGCUUACUCUCUGUUGAUCGAAACGCUUCUUGAAGAACAAGCCAGUUCUUCACCUCAGGAUGGUUUGAUAGAGGCUAAUCCAGAUGGUCCGAAUGAGGUAACACCUGCCGGAUGCUCAAACAGUGCCUUUCUAGCUUGCUCUAACACAAAAACUUCUGAUGAUACACCAUUAACUAAUCAGGCGAUGGACAUUGUAUCGUCACCCAGUGGAACUGCUAUUCAACUUCCCAUCAAUGGUGUGGAUACUGUAUCUGCAAAAACUGCUAGUGAACUUCCCAUUGAACCUGCCAAUCAACUUUUAAUCAAGGCUGCCAGUGAAACUCCCAUCAGGGCAGAAAAAGAAUCAGGUUAUCAAGGCAGAAAAAGAAUCGAGGCUGCCAGUGAAACUCCCAUUGAGGCAGAAAAAGAAUCAGAGUUUCAGCCAGAUUGGGCUUUGGCCGAAAAUCAUGUAUCGCAUUCCCCACAACUUGGGACGGGACUUAGUGACAAAAGGUAUAAACCUAGCUAUGGCUGGAUAUCUAAUGAUGACGAGGAGGAAGAAGAGCUAAUAGAGCUACCUCUAGCUCCGUGGUUAAGUGAGGUAAAUUAGUGUAAACAAGACAGGGUAUUACAUAUAAUUAGUAGAAGAGAACUAUACUCUUCGAAAAUGAACAAGGAUAAAAGGAGUAAGUUUUGUCGUUUAUAAGAAAAUCAAUGGUUAAUAUCUUCACAUACUCGUGAUUUAUUAUACAUGUGUACUGAAUAUGGAACUAUAUACUUUUCUCUCUAAUGAUUAAUAAAGAGUCUAUCUACCAUAUGUAGUAAGUUGGUUCAGCGAAA
This is a messenger RNA of Glycine soja, 1082 nucleotides long. RefSeq lists its product as uncharacterized. The coding region runs from base 103 to 852 and encodes 249 amino acids. NCBI's taxonomy places the organism in Eukaryota, Viridiplantae, Streptophyta, Magnoliopsida, Fabales, Fabaceae. The transcript has 5 exons. The record is from RefSeq and is a predicted model, not a curated record.